AUUUUGAAACAGGAAGUGAUGUUGGAAUUUUAUUUAUCGCUCACUCAAGUCUUGUACUAAUUUUCGGUCGAUAAAUUUUAAACAAUAAUUUUCCAAGUGCCACAAAGGCAAGAGGGAAGAUUAAAUGAUGAAUCACAAGAACAAUAAGAAAGUUGAUUGGACAGCGGUAGUUCUAACAUGCCAGAGCAAAGACAAUGCUCAUCAAUUUCAAAUAGAAUUGGAGACGAGACAGAGAAAAGGCUACUUUCCUCGUUCAACUCUUGUUCUUACGGUUGAGGACCCAAAAGAUCAUGUUGGCAGUGGUGGGGCAACUCUCAAUGCUCUUCUCGUUAUUGCAGAGCAUUUAAGUGCUAAAAGAGGAUUUACUGUAGUUAAUCCGGAUGUGCUACAUAAUGCUCAUAUAUUAGUUUUACAUAUGGGUCGAGAUUUUGCUUUUGAUCCUUUAGGAAGAGCAUUUGCAACUUUGCCACUCGCUUUAAAAGAUUCUUCAAAGCCAAUUGGUCUUGUAUCGAAUUUGGACGUUCUUAUCGAAAAUAUAAGUUCAAUGUUGGCCAUCGACUCACCACCAGGUGUUUGGGUUGGUAGUUUGGAUCUCUUUCUGGACAUUGAAGAGAGUAUUAAAGUCGGAACUGAAGAUGUUUGUGCUAUAAUUGUACCCGCUCCUAUUGACUAUGCCAAAUGUCACGGCGUCUUUGAAGUUGAUAAAAAGGGACGUCUUUUGGAUAUGAUUUAUCAAGGGUCGGACGAAAAGUUAAGACAAGUAUCGUUGGGAAAAGAUACAGUUCCUGUUAUAUCUGGUGUAAUGUUUUUCAACACAAAAAUGGCAGAGAAAAUGAUAUCCUUCCAUACAAUGCCGCCUCUAGACGCCUGUACAUAUAUGGGCUUGGACACCGGAUCGACGCCAAUUGAAUUGUCGAUAUUCUUCGACUUUAUGAUCGCAAUGUGUCUUAACGUAACACAAGAAUCGUUUGUAUCUGGUGAAAGGUCUGUUCCUUACGGUAAAUCGAGGAGAAGGAUGACACCUGAAAAAGCGAGAUUACUGAGAUCGGCUAGAGGCGUUCUUUGGCAACAACUUCACGGAACUGUCGCCGUUGCCAGAGUUAUCAAGGGAAAACAUAGCUACAUGAACGAUUUAGCUCUUGUUCAUCAUCGUCAUAUGCUCUCUAAUCCUUUUCAAUCAGCCAAAUCUUACAAUUGGCUAAAUCAAUGUCACGCUAAAGUUACUGGAAUUCAAUCGGAAGACAGUGUUGUUAUAAAUAGUACUGUUACCUGUGACAUACCGAAAAAAACCGUUAUUUCUCAUUCGAAUAUAGGAUCUGGUAUGACUAUCGGUGACAAUUGCAUUAUUAACGGUGUUGAUUUACCAAAUUUUGAACAAACUAUCCCUUCGAAUUCUGUAAUUUCUUCCUUCCGUAUCCGGCUACCAACUAUGGGUUGCGGAGGGAACGUCGUUACAACAAUUCUUGGUUUACAGGACGACGUGAUGCUAUCGAUAUCUUCUCCCGAAAGUACAUUUGUUAAUAUACCUUGGUGUGAAUUCUUUAAAAGAACCGAUAUAAAAAAGGAAGACUUAUGGGAAAAUGUCUCCGAUUUGCAGAAUUGUUGCUUAUUAAAUGCUAGACUAUUUCCGGUAUUCCAUCCUCUUCACCCUAUUACAGCGUCGGACGUACUGUGGUUUGCCACCAAUAUCGAAAGUAACGUUGAAAAAUGGAGACAAUCGUGGAGAUUAUCGUUAAAAGAUAUCCUUAUGUUUGUCGAUGUAUCCUCGGAAUUCGCUUGGAGACGGCAAGUUUUCUCUAAAGUAACCGAAUAUAAAGUUGAAAAGACGCUUUCAGGAAAGUUCGACAACGGACUUGGCAAUCUAUACAUUUCGGCUUGUAUCGACGGAUACGAAGGUCAAAUUUUAAAUGUUCUCGAUUCUGUGGCAAUUAACUCAAACGAUCCUGGUAUGGCUGCUAGAUCUCUGGCUAACAUUGCUGACGUUCUCGGUUUUAUGGUCGAAUCUAGAGGUGGUUUAAGGAGUGGACCAGCUGGAAAUAGGCAGUGGGCUAAAGCAUUUAAUUAUCUCGAAAAAGGUAAGAUUCCCGAAGGCGUUAUGGCCUUAACCGAAGAGAGGAAUAAAUGGAUUGGACGCGUAGAUUUAUUAGUAAGAACGGCAAGGCAUUACGAAGGCGCUGCUCAGAUUCUUAUUCGAAAAGCCGUUGAGACUGGAAAAGAGUUUAUUAGACUAUCGCAGGCAACAGCACCUCCGGUUGAUACCUGGAUAAAAGCAACAUGUCCAGCCAGAAUAGACUUUAGCGGAGGUUGGUCCGAUACUCCUCCAAUCUCCUACGAAAACGGAGGAAAAGUCACAAAUAUGGCAAUAAAAGUGGACGGAAAGAGGCCAAUCGGAGCGAAAGCUAGAAGAAUAGCCGAAUGUAAGAUUAUAUUUCGUAGUUUGGACAAGGACGCAGUUGAAAUAGUUAUUGAUGACGUUAAUCAGUUGAAGGAUUAUAAUCAACCGCACGCUCCUGGAGCUUUAAUAAAAGCGGCGUUGAUUUGCAGCGAAAUUCUAAAUUUAGAGACUCCUUUAGAGGAUCAAUUAACCAAUGGUGGCUAUGAAAUAGUUUCGUGGAGUGAUUUACCUCGUGGAUCAGGUUUGGGAACGAGUUCAAUUCUUGCUGGAGCUAUCCUGGCUGCUCUAUGGACGGCGGCUGGUUUCAAAUACACGGUCAAAGAUAUACACCAUACUAUUCUCUAUUUAGAGCAGAUGCUAACAACUGGAGGAGGAUGGCAAGAUCAAGUGGGAGGUUUAUGCCCUGGUGUAAAGAUUGGUUCAACAAAAAAAGGUUUUCCAGUAGAAAUAAAAUCAAAGCAAUUAAAGAUAAGCGAACGAACUGAAGCGGAAUUAAACGAACGACUUCUUCUUGUUUAUACUGGAAAGACUAGAUUGGCCAAAAAUUUACUUCAGAACGUCAUAAGAAAUUGGUUUGCUAGAAAUCCGAAUAUUGUUCAAACUCUCCAGGAGUUGGUUGCAACGGCUGAAAAAUGCGCAGAAUGUUUCGAAAAAGGAGAUUUGGCUGGUAUUGGCGAAUGUUUAAAGAAAUACUGGCAAAUGAAGCAGUUCGUCGCUCCCGGAUGCACUACUAUUUGGAUUAACGAGAUGCUGGAAGCUCUUAGUCCAUUGGCUCACGGGAUGUGUAUGGCUGGAGCGGGUGGUGGUGGUUUCCUUUACGUUCUCAUGAUAGAUCCCGAUAUGCAUGAAAUGGUCAACAACAUGUUGAUAAAUCUUGAAGUAAGUAAUAAUUUUUCAAUUCAUCUUUAACCCCGAUUUGUCCAACUCUAUCGUCAUACUAGAGUGAUAGAGCAGCAGAUGAAUCUACUCUAUUUUUAUACGAUAACUAUUGAAAUGGACGCUUCUUUCUUUCUUUCUUUCAAUAGUAAUAAGAGAAAGACGAUGUGUUUUCUUUCUCCUCCUUAAACGCUAAUCAUUUUCUUGCUUUUAAUUGUUGUUUUUGAUAGUGUUGUUGUUGUUGUUGUUGUGGUUUCGUUUUUAUUUUCACACAACCAUUUCUAUUAAUAGUUUAAUACUUUUGACACUUGAGUGAUAUCUGAAGAGUGUAUAAAAUUUGUCUGGGCUAUAAAUGUUUUAUUACUACUAUUAACAUUAUCUAUUUUUAUUGUUAUAGCUUUGGAUGAUUUUUGUUGUUUUUUUUUGAUUUUUAGCCCCGACAAUGUAAACAAGUGCAUUCUAUUUUUAUUAAUGAGUACCAUCUAUUUCUAUAUGGUUUCUUUUUUUCUUUAUUUCCAGGGUCUUACGGACGUGUCGGUUCACAGAACGGAAAUGGACAAAGAUGGACUAAUAGUUACGGUUGGGGAUGAUUAGAAGCUGUCUCCUAUAUAUCUGUGAUAACUACAAAUUGAGAGACAAAAGAGAAAAAUGACGAUAUAUUUCUUUUCUUUGUUAUAAAACCCUUUUGAAUAAAAAUUUGUCAAUUGUCAGUAAUUUGUAGUCUCUCUCUCUCUCUCGUAGUUUAUGCGAAACGUCUUAAUCCUCUUUUUUUCAGAGUCUUUCAGUUCAAGAUAAGACAACAAUAUUUUAUUUUUUUUAUUAUUAUAAGUUAUACAUGAAAUCUUUUUUGAUAUAAAUGAGUUUUCCCCCUAAAUUCUUCUUCUUCAUUAUCAUCAUCAUCAUCUUCUUCCUCUUCUUCGUUUUUCGCAAUAUAAAUCCUAGCUGCACUCUAUUUGUUUUCUUCAUACAUUUUUUUUUAUAAAUGUCAAACUGGUAUUGAUUUCUUAAUUAAAAAAGAAGAGUGCAAACGCUUCUUUAAUGGUUUCUUUCUUAAAUUAAAACAGAAGAUAUCUAGAAUAUAGUUUAUAUAAGUACUGUGGUUGAAUGGAGGGUAUGAAGAACAACUGAUUAAAUGAAUAUCUGGGUGUAGAAAUGAAAGAAUGAAUGAAUGAAUAGAUGAUUGAAUGAAGGAUUGAAUGAAUGAAUGUAUGAAUGAAGGAAUGGCGGCAAAUGAAUGAAUGAAUGAAUGAAUGAAUGCAUGUUUUAAGAUAUAUAUAUAUAUAUAUAUAUAUAUAUAU
This is a messenger RNA of Dimorphilus gyrociliatus, 4569 nucleotides long. NCBI's taxonomy places the organism in Eukaryota, Metazoa, Annelida, Polychaeta, Dinophilidae. The record is from the annotation of a GenBank genome assembly.